GGCAAGAAAAAUAUAACGACAUACAUAUUAAUGCAGUUAGCUUGCUUUCUUCAAUUGCAGGUUGCUUUGAACAUGCUUUACAUUGCUUCGGUGGAAAUGCUCAACUCCAACCGACUAAGGAUGAUGAAUACGUAUGAGGAUGUUGCUGAACUUGAUAAGGAAGAGCAUCGGUGGAAUGCAAUGGAUUCAUUUACUAUAAGGAGCUUAGAUAGAAUCAGCACGUUACCAGAUUCCAUACUGUGCCACAUACUUUCAUUCCUUCCGAUGAAAUAUGCUGUUAGGACCAGCACUCUAUCGACAAGAUAUCAGUACCUUUGGACUUACAUUACCAGCCUUCACUUUGACAAUUCUGAACUCUUUACUAAUGAUAUUGGAGAAGCUGAGGCUGAUUUGAGUUUCAGGAAUUUCGUGAGCACAGUAUUGCUUCUCAGUAACGUGUCCUGUUUGGAAAAGUUCAGUCUUAAGCUUGAAUCAUUUUGCAAUAUUGGCAUUGUCAAGUCAUGGAUCAGCAUUGCAAUAAAGCGUAACGUUCAAAAGCUAGAGCUUGGAUACUCACAAUUAUGUGCAGAGAUUCCUAUUCAGUUGCCUCAGACAAUGUUCAUUUGCAAAACAUUGGUGGAUCUAAUGCUGAAAGGAAAGGUUUCCCUACAAAUUCCUGCUUCGGUUUGGCUUCCCAGUCUUAAGAUUCUUAAGAUGGAGGACAUUAUAUAUGAAAAUGGAGAUUCAGCUCAGAAGCUCAUCCACGGAUGCCCUGUUCUUGAAUAUAUGGAUUUUUAUAGGGAGGAUGCGAAGAGUGGAGAAGUGUUCAACAUUUCUGUGCCCACAUUGAAGCGUCUGGAGGUAACCUGUCUAGGUCCUGGUGAGCAGCUUGUUUUUAAUACCCCAACGCUUGAAUACCUUGAUCUCACCUAUUAUUGGGCAGAGGGUUUUUCAUUGGUGAACUUAUCAUCUUGUUGGAAGCACGCAUCGAUAUUGAUUUGUCCGGCUCAAGACCCAUCAAUUCAGCCAACAUACUAAAACUUCUUCGUGGAAUUGCAAAUGUUAAGUUUCUUUGGUUUCAUGCUGAUAUUACGGAUUAUGUUCCGACAACUUUCCAUACUCUUCAGAAUUUGACACAUCUAAGGCUUCUGUGUGGCUUUAACUGUAGAGGCUUCAACUUGAAUUUUCUGAAUGACUUUCUUGGGUGCUCGCCUAAUCUCGAAGAACUUGUUCUUGAGG
Molecule: messenger RNA, 1218 nt
Organism: Rhododendron vialii
Lineage: Eukaryota; Viridiplantae; Streptophyta; Magnoliopsida; Ericales; Ericaceae
Product: putative F-box/LRR-repeat protein At4g15060
Exons: 3
Coding region: 31-1017 (328 amino acids)
Molecular function (GO): protein binding
Source: RefSeq, a predicted model, not a curated record